CAUCCAUUUUCAAUCACUUCAGCACCAGGAGAUGAUUACCUCAACAUCCACAUCCGCACACUGGGAGAUUGGACAGGGCAGCUCAAAUCCGUCUUUGCCGAGGUUUGCCAACCACAAUCCGCAAAUCAAAGCGGGCUCUUGAGAUCCGACCCAUCAUCAUCCAGGCCCAGAAUGCCCAAACUCCUUUUAGACGGGCCGUACGGGGCCCCGGCCCAAGACUACAAAAACUACGACGUCCUUCUCCUAAUAGGAUUAGGAAUCGGCGCCACCCCUUUAAUCAGCAUCGUCAAGGACGUCCUCAACAACAUCAAGCAGGGGAAAGAAAUCGAAGAAGGAGGAGCAAUGGAGAACAGUGGCCACAAAAGGAAUCAACCUUUCGCGACUCAAAAGGCUUACUUUUAUUGGGUGACACGAGAGCAGGGCUCGUUCGAGUGGUUCCGCGGUGUGAUGAACGAGGUGGCAGAUCACGACCAUGACAAGGUGAUCGAGCUCCACAACUACUGCACCAGCGUGUACGAGGAAGGGGACGCGCGCUCCGCUCUGAUCACGAUGUUGCAGUCGAUCCAGCACGCCAAGAGCGGGGUGGAUGUGGUCUCGGAGACUAGGGUGAAGACCCAUUUCGCCCGGCCCGACUGGAGGAAGGUGUUCAAGCGGGUCGCCAUGAACCAUCCAGACCAGAGAGUCGGGGUGUUUUAUUGCGGGGCGCCUGGAUUGACUGGAGAGUUGAGGAAAUGGGCUCGAGAAUUUUCCAGGAAGACGUCUACCAAGUUUGAUUUCCAUAAGGAGAACUUUUAGUUACUAAGAGGGUCGAUGUGUCUUGCAAUCCCUAAUUCUAGUGCUACAUAUUCUUUCUAUUUGUGAAGUGUUGUUGAAUGUAUGGUAUCAUAUUAGUUUAUUUUUCUCCAUUUUCAUUACUACGUUUGUGAUUGAAAAAUAGUGAAGCAAAAGAUUGUUUUUAUAUAUGCUAUUAUGAUCCUAAGCUCCUGUUUACCGU
Molecule: messenger RNA, 994 nt
Organism: Linum tenue
Lineage: Eukaryota; Viridiplantae; Streptophyta; Magnoliopsida; Malpighiales; Linaceae
Source: the annotation of a GenBank genome assembly